UAUAAAUAAGGUUGUCUGUUUGCUUUGUCUUAUACCCAUAAUGGCAAACAUUAUUCCAUAUAUUGCACGGAUGUGUACGGUACCUAAUAUUUGCAAGUAUAGAAUUUUGAAACGAAUUAAUAUGUCAUUGAAAUUGAAUAGACAAUAUUCUUCUGCAUUAUUUGUUUCUGGAAGAAAAGCUAUGGAGAUUUGCGCGCAUAUAACACCAUAUUUGGACUUUGAUGAUAAGUUAGUAGACCUUGAUAUAUUUCAAAGAAACUUGACGUCUAGAGGAUUUAAUGUAGAUGCUAAGGAAGUGAAGGAAGUAUGGGAAUUUUAUAAAUCAGUAAACGCAGAGAGGGACUAUCUGGAAUCAAAAUUGGAGAAAGUGAUAUACCAAAUGCGACAAUCACAGAAAAACUUAACUGCUGAAACAAAGUUGGAAUUAGAUGGAUUGAUACAGCAAUUCACUGUAGUAAAGCAUGACUUAAAGGUUGUUAAAGAAACGUUAUGGGAUUUAAGUGAAUGUGUUGUGGAGAAGAUGUUGAUGUUGCCAAAUGAUUUAGAUGACAGAACUCCUCUUCACUCUCCUAGUGUACUGAAAACUAUUGGUACGUUAAGUGAAUUCUCUGAAACAGGAAGUAAAAAGAAUCACAUUGAAAUUGGAAAGGACCUCGGUUUAUUGGAAUAUAGAAAUCCUAUGGAAUAUUAUAUGUGCAACGAUGCAGCUCUCUUUGAACUUGGUGUAUUGAGCUAUGCAGGAAAGAUAUUCAGUGACAAUGAUAUGAUCAGGAUAGCAGGUGCAGACUUUAGUCGCAGCCUGGUGGUGGAAGGUUGUGGCAUGAAUCAUGAAGAUCCAAUGCAUGCUUUCAUAAUAAAUAAUCACACAGAAGUAGAAAAAAACAGCUCAAAUCAUAUGCAUCUUGUUGGAGGUGCAAGCUUGGUCUCAUUUUUAGCUAUGCACGCAAAGCAAUUGAUAAAUCCGAAGAAAUUCCCAGUAAAAUAUUUUAGUACUGGAAGACAAUACACACCUUUCUCACCUACUUCUACUCCACUCGGUUUAUUCACUGCAUGUCAGGCGUCUGUUGCACAUACAUUCGUUCUUGUGAAAGAUGCAAAUAGUCCGGAUUAUCAUGCAGAAUUCGAACAACUGUUGAAUACUGUUUGUAAACUAUACGAUAACGUUUGCGAUCAUUAUCGAGUUGUUACGAGAUCUGCAUCAGAAUUACGGCCAUGGGAAAGAAUGCGAGUUUCUUUUGAAUUAUGGUCACCAUAUUUGAAACAGUACAUAGAAGUUGGCCAUAUCUCUACGUGCGGUAACUACUUAAGUAAGAGGCUACUUAUUGCGUAUCAGACACCAACUGGAAGGGAUUUCCCUUCUGCAAUAACCGGGACAGUGAUGUCGGUGCCACGUUUGUUAGGGUGUUUAUUGGAGCAAAAUCCAGGAAGGUUUAUUAUUCCGGAAAAAAUUGUAGAACACCUGCCGAUAGAUCAUCCUCUACCUUAAGUUAACGAGGCUACGCACUAAGUUAGAAAGGAUUUCAGUUUUAUACAUAAUUUAUGUAUAUUUACAUAUGCAGAUUUAAAUUUACUUAUUUCUGAUGUCCUUUAUUUAUGUUUGUAAUAAAAUGUGUACAUAUUUUAUUGGAAUAAACGUUUAUGAUAACAUUUA
Molecule: messenger RNA, 1651 nt
Organism: Nomia melanderi (Alkali bee)
Lineage: Eukaryota; Metazoa; Arthropoda; Insecta; Hymenoptera; Halictidae
Product: Seryl-tRNA synthetase-like insect mitochondrial protein
Biological process (GO): seryl-tRNA aminoacylation
Molecular function (GO): ATP binding; serine-tRNA ligase activity
Source: RefSeq, a predicted model, not a curated record